This is a messenger RNA of Exophiala bonariae, 1227 nucleotides long. RefSeq lists its product as uncharacterized. Gene Ontology annotation, cellular component: endoplasmic reticulum; membrane; lipid droplet. The transcript is spliced from 2 exons. NCBI's taxonomy places the organism in Eukaryota, Fungi, Ascomycota, Eurotiomycetes, Chaetothyriales, Herpotrichiellaceae. Gene Ontology annotation, molecular function: ditrans,polycis-polyprenyl diphosphate synthase [(2E,6E)-farnesyl diphosphate specific] activity. The record is from RefSeq and is a predicted model, not a curated record. The coding region runs from base 1 to 1227 and encodes 408 amino acids.
AUGUCGAGAUUCCGCAAGUGGGCUUUAUCUUCUCCUCCCGCCGAGUGGGCUCUCAAUCAGCUCCGAGAUCUCCUCGUUGGUGCCCUCCGGCAGGGCCCAGUGCCCAAGCAUGUCUCCUUUGUGAUGGACGGAAAUCGACGUUUCGCAAAGAACCACAGAAUGGAAACCAUUGAAGGGCACAACUUGGGAUUUGAAGCACUGGCCAAGAUCCUCGAAGUUUGCUAUAAAGCCGGCGUCACUCAUGUCACCAUCUAUGCCUUCAGUAUCGAGAAUUUCAAACGAUCCAAAUACGAAGUCGAUGCUCUAAUGGAAAUGGCCAAGAUCAAACUGAAACAACUCGUUCAACAUGGUGACCUACUCGAUCGCUAUGGCGCACGAAUUCGCAUACUCGGACAGAGAGAACUGAUCAAACCUGAUGUGCUCGAGGCAGUCGAUCGAGCAGUGAACAUGACGUCCAACAAUGGCGACGGCAGUUGCGUUCUCAACAUCUGCUUUCCAUACACGAGCAGGGAAGAAAUCACCUCGGCCGUUCGAGAUACGGUCAAAGAAUACAGUCAGCCAUUAUCAGAAAAGGAGCGAAGGAGUCCGUUUAAGGAGGAGCGUAUAGCGAAUACCAUUCGGUCCCAACACCUCUCAGAGUUCCCAACAUCCAGCCCAACUUACCUCCAACCAUCUGCAUCUCAGCUUCAGUCACCUUCGUCAAGUACGACCUCCCUCUCAUCCCUCUCACAAGGACAGUCAGAGCAUGAUGCGUCUAGUGUGUCUACAUCAACGACCUUGCACCACGAUGAUAGCUCACCGCCCUCUGGAUUAUCCGCGAAAGGGGACUCAUCAAAACCUCAAUAUCCAUCCCCCGAACUCAUUUCGCCGCAGACCUUAACUUCACACAUGUACACAUCAACCGACCCACCAAUUGAUUUAUUAAUUCGUACCAGUGGUGUCAGCCGAUUGUCAGACUUUAUGUUGUGGCAGUGUCAUGAAACCACUCAAAUUGUAUUCCUCGAUGUAUUAUGGCCAGACUUUGACCUUUGGAGUUUCCUUCCCGUCCUAUGGGAGUGGCAGUGGAGAGCGAGGAAAGGUCUGGUCAGCACGAACGAUGCAAAUGAUGGGAAAGCGGCGGAUGACGAUGAUCAAAAGAAGUCAUCUGUGAGUACCAACGGGACUACCAAGGCCGGAAAUAUAUCCAGCAGAAUGAAGGGAAAUGUGCAUGUCGGUGCGUCUGCAUAA